GGACAAGUGAUGUGUCGCAGGACGGUGUGCGACUGCGACAACCCCGGCGCCGACCUCUUCUGCUGCCCCGAGUGCGACCCUCGGCUGAGCAGCCAGUGUCUGCACCAGAACGGCGUUCUGACCUAUGGCAGCGGCGACACCUGGGUGGAGAACUGCCAGCAGUGCCAGUGCCUGCAGGGACAGGUUGACUGCUGGCCGCUGCCGUGCCCGCCCGGCGACUGCGAGUUCACGGUGGUGCCCGACGGCGAGUGCUGCCCCCGAUGCGUCAGCGACCCUUGCCUGGCGGACACCGUCCGCAACGACAUCACCAAGACGUGCACGGACGAGCACGACAUCUCGCGCUUCAGCGGCUCCUCCUGGAUCAAACACGGCACCGAGUGCACCCUCUGCCAGUGCAAGAACGGACACAUCUGUUGCUCAGUGGACCCCAUGUGCCUUUAGUGGCGGCACCUGUACAGCAUUCUCCAUCCAUGUAAAAUACAACCAGAAGAAAAAAUCAACACCACCUCCAUGGCCGCCCUCCAAUAACGUCUCCUCACUGAUCUUGACAGGAAUGUUUGGGCCGCAUGGAGGCGCCCUCAUCUUCCUAUUAUUAUUAUCAUCAUGAGGAACCACAUUAUUAUUGUAAAUGCCAGCAGGAUUGGUCCCAUUCCUAAAAACACUACAAGUGUUUCUUGGUCUUUCUACCCAACAUGAUGAUGAUGGACUUCACCCUUUGUUCACCCGCCCCCAUGACCUUGUAACAUACAAAUAUUAACUGGCAUGACUGUGCUUGAUGUCCAAACUUUGUUUGAUUUUCUUUGCUCAUUUAUUCGAUUGUGAACGAUGAUACUGUUGAUACUUUUACCUUUUAGACUGUGCAGAGACCAGUUAGCGUUCUUUUGCCACACUUACCAGUCGUCAGUAUUAUGUGGUGCUUGGUAGCUUUUUAUUGCACUUUUCCCCCCAACUUUUGUUUCUUUACGAGCUUGUUAUUGUGUAACAGUGAAAUAAAGUAUUUCCAUUUACAUUUAA
Molecule: messenger RNA, 1014 nt
Organism: Nerophis ophidion (straightnose pipefish)
Lineage: Eukaryota; Metazoa; Chordata; Actinopteri; Syngnathiformes; Syngnathidae
Product: protein kinase C-binding protein NELL2-like
Exons: 3
Coding region: 10-441 (143 amino acids)
Molecular function (GO): protein binding
Source: RefSeq, a predicted model, not a curated record